AUGAGCCGGGACGCCUGCUCUUUGGUGUGCAAGCGGUGGCUGAUGCUCCAGAGGCUCGGCCGCCAUACCAUCCAUGUUGGUGCCUCCGCCAGUCCCCACGUCCUAAUUGACCUCCUCGCCCGCCGGUUUGUCAAUGUUAGGAACGUGUUCAUCGACGAGCGCCUCUCAGUUUCGCCCCCCGUCCAAUCUGGGAGAAGACAACGUGCUGAUCAGUCUCCCCUUUCGGCCCUCAGACUUCACUGUUUGAAUGAAGAAGACAGCGGGCUGGAUUCAUACUGCUUAUCAGAUUCUGGCUUGUCUGCUAUAGGAGAUGGCUUUACAAAACUUGAGAAGUUGAGCUUGAUAUGGUGCUCUAGCAUUACUAGUGCUGGGAUACAAGCUAUUGCUGGGAAAUGCAGAUUCUUAAAAUCGUUGGAUUUACAGGGGUGCUAUAUCGGGGAUGCAGGUCUAGCAGCUGUUGGGGAAUGUUGCACACUACUUGAGGAUUUAAAUUUGAGAUUUUGUGAAGGUUUGACCGACACAGGAGUGGUUCAGCUAACCUUUGGUUGUGGGAAGACAUUGAAAUCACUUGGUAUUGCUGCUUGUGCAAAGAUUACCGAUGUCUCAUUAGAAGCUGUGGGAUCACACUGCAAAUAUCUUGAGGCUUUGUCAUUAGACUCCGAGAACAUCCAGAACAAUGGCUUGAUUGCCAUAGCCAAAGGAUGCUGCCUGUUGAAAGAUCUGAAGCUACAGUGUGUUAACGUAAUGGAUGAGGCUUUACAGGCGGUUGGCAUCUUUUGUUCAUCAUUGGAGUUGUUGGCACUAUACAGUUUCCAGAGAUUCACAGACGAGAGCCUUGUUGUGAUUGGGAAAGGAUGUAAGAGGUUGAAAAAUCUUACCCUGAGUGAUUGCCACUUUCUGAGUGACAAGGGUUUAGAAUCUGUUGCGACUGGUUGCCCUGAGCUUACGCAUCUUGAAGUUAAUGGUUGCCACAAUAUUGGAGCACGUGGUCUCAUUUCCAUAGGAAAAUCUUGCAAUCGCCUUUCCGAGUUAGCCCUGUUGUAUUGUCAGAAGAUCGAUGAUAAUGCGCUAUCUGAAAUUGGCAGAGGCUGCAAGUAUUUGCAAGCUCUUCAUUUGGUAGAUUGCUCGAGUAUUGGGGAUGAUGCCAUAUGUAGUAUUGCUAGAGGGUGUAGAAACUUGAAGAAGCUCCACAUACGUCGAUGUUAUGAGGUGGGGAAUGAAGGGAUAAUUGCCGUCGGUCAGAACUGUAAGUUUCUUAGAGACCUCAGCCUUCGAUUCUGUGAUAGGGUGGGGGAUGAUGCCCUAAUUUCAAUAGGUGAAGGCUGCUCCUUGCAGCAUUUAAAUGUAAGUGGCUGUCACCUAAUUGGGGAUGCUGGUAUUACAGCCAUUGCUAGAGGUUGUCCUCUACUCAGUUAUUUGGAUGUAAGCGUUCUUCAGAACCUGGGAGAUAUUGCAAUGGCAGAGUUAAGUGAAGGUUGUCCGUUACUAACGGAUAUCGUUCUUUCACACUGCCGUCAGAUAACAGAUGUAGGUCUUGGCUAUCUUGUUCAGAAAUGCACAUUAUUGGAAACCUGCCACAUGGUUUACUGCCCCAGGAUCACUGAAGCUGGAGUUGCAACCGUCAUCACUAGUUGCCUUAACAUGAAAAAGGUCUUGGUUGAAAAGUGGAAGGUUAGCCAGAGGACCAAACGUCGAGCUGGAUCCAUCAUCUCCUACCUCUGCGUCGACCUUUAA
Fraxinus pennsylvanica is the source of this 1734-nucleotide messenger RNA. Lineage: Eukaryota; Viridiplantae; Streptophyta; Magnoliopsida; Lamiales; Oleaceae. The record is from the annotation of a GenBank genome assembly.